CUUUGGGUGGUGGCUGCUGCUGGGCUCCGGCGUUCCGUCGGCGGAGGGCGAGGCGGCGUGGACAGCGGCCCCGGCACCCCGCGCCUUGCCGCCCGCAGCCGCGCGCCCGCCCGCCCGCCUCUCCCCGAGCUCGCCGCCUUUCUCCUUAGCGCCCGGCCGCCGCCGCCACCGCGGCCCAGCGAGCGGCCCAGAUGCAGGCCAUCAAGUGUGUGGUGGUGGGAGACGGAGCUGUGGGUAAGACUUGCCUCCUGAUCAGUUACACUACCAAUGCAUUUCCUGGAGAAUACAUCCCCACUGUCUUUGACAACUACUCUGCCAAUGUCAUGGUGGAUGGAAAACCCGUGAAUCUGGGCUUGUGGCACACAGCCAGACAAGAAGAUUAUGACCGAUUACGCCCCCUGUCCUACCCGCAGACAGAUGUAUUCUUAAUUUGCUUUUCUCUUGUGAGUCCUGCAUCAUUUGAAAAUGUUCGUGCAAAGUGGUACCCUGAAGUGCGACACCACUGUCCCAACACACCCAUCAUCCUGGUGGGGACGAAACUUGACCUGAGGGACGAUAAAGACACGAUUGAGAAGCUGAAGGAGAAGAAGCUGACGCCCAUUACCUACCCGCAGGGCUUGGCCAUGGCCAAGGAGAUCGGUGCCGUCAAAUACCUGGAGUGCUCGGCGCUCACGCAGCGAGGCCUCAAGACAGUGUUUGAUGAAGCGAUCCGGGCGGUUCUCUGCCCGCCCCCCGUCAAGAAGAGGAAGAGAAAGUGCCUGCUCUUGUGAACGUCUGCCCCCCACCGUCCGCCCCCAGGACCCUUUGUAUGCUUUGCUCAAACGUGGAGCCUUCGCACUCAAUGCCAAGUUUUUGUUACAGAUUAGUUUUU
Molecule: messenger RNA, 871 nt
Organism: Cervus elaphus (red deer)
Lineage: Eukaryota; Metazoa; Chordata; Mammalia; Artiodactyla; Cervidae
Product: ras-related C3 botulinum toxin substrate 1-like
Exons: 1
Coding region: 192-770 (192 amino acids)
Biological process (GO): regulation of cell shape; actin filament organization; motor neuron axon guidance
Cellular component (GO): cytoplasmic vesicle; plasma membrane; dendritic spine
Molecular function (GO): GTPase activity; GTP binding; protein kinase binding
Source: RefSeq, a predicted model, not a curated record